AUGGGGAAGAAGAGGAACGCGCCGCUGAACAAGCUGUUUGCAUGGGUCCGGCGGCAGUCGGCGAAGGUCAACGCUUUCUUGGCGGCGGCGCUUUGUCUGUGCGCUCUGGUGGCGUUGAAGCUUCUGAUUCACGACCACAACCACUUCUUCGUCGCCUCUGAGGCCAUCCAUUUUGCUGGUAUUUUGGUCCUCAUUUACAAACUCUCCACCCGAAAAACCUGCUCCGGCCUUUCUCUGAAGACUCAAGAACUCACAGCAGUGUUUUUAGCUGCAAGAUUAUGUUGUAGUGUAUUUAUGGAAGGCGACAUUCACACGGUUCUUGAUUUUGUGACACUCGUUUCGACUUUGUGGGUUAUAUACAUGAUUAGGUUCAAGUUGAAAUCCACCUACAUUUCGGAGCUCGAUACAUAUGCCCUUGUAUUAUGUGGUAAAAUUAAAAGUUCUCCCUUUUAA
Erythranthe guttata (spotted monkey flower) is the source of this 453-nucleotide messenger RNA. The record is from RefSeq and is a predicted model, not a curated record. NCBI's taxonomy places the organism in Eukaryota, Viridiplantae, Streptophyta, Magnoliopsida, Lamiales, Phrymaceae.